AUGUGGAACGCUGUGCGCCCUCUACUGCCAAAGCUGGGCGAUCUUCUGGAAAGUGCGGCUGAAGACGUCGGCCUCACUAUCAGACCUCAAGACGACCCUGGGGACUCGGAUAAUGUGGAUCCCAUUGCAGACCACAUGCCAUGGUCGAGAAUUACUGCAGAUCCUAGUGAAAUAACGUCAUUGGCAAUCCAGACAAUUGCAGUUCUGCGCCCUCAUGUACGGUAUGACGAAUUCAAAAAGGAUUACAACUUCAAAAAGGGUGUGGUCGGUGACGCACAGGACUCCAUUGUCUCGAUUAGCACCAAGGAGGGAUCUCUCGUCUUGCCUGGACGUUCGGAAACGUGGAACUUGCGAGGCCUUGACGAUCUCCUAUUUGCGCGUCCGGGGGACGACCCACCGAUCGAAGCUCUAUUUGAGCCCCGCUACGACAGGAGAUCGGGGCAGACAUAUCUUCCGACAGGGUGGCCAGGACUGUACAUCGCCGAACAAGGCCAAAGGAGGUCUAGACCUGGAUGA
Molecule: messenger RNA, 516 nt
Organism: Cyphellophora attinorum
Lineage: Eukaryota; Fungi; Ascomycota; Eurotiomycetes; Chaetothyriales; Cyphellophoraceae
Exons: 1
Coding region: 1-516 (171 amino acids)
Source: RefSeq, a predicted model, not a curated record